This is a messenger RNA of Cuculus canorus (common cuckoo), 7342 nucleotides long. It is a transcript of the gene ARHGAP23, whose product is annotated as Rho GTPase activating protein 23. Lineage: Eukaryota; Metazoa; Chordata; Aves; Cuculiformes; Cuculidae. Gene Ontology annotation, biological process: signal transduction. Gene Ontology annotation, molecular function: protein binding. The record is from RefSeq and is a predicted model, not a curated record. The coding region runs from base 1640 to 6235 and encodes 1531 amino acids. The transcript has 23 exons.
CUGCCCACAGCCCCACAACUCCGACUGCCCCAUGGCUCCAGCUGCCCCACAGCUCUGACUGCCUCCUGGCAGGGAACUGCAGUGGGAAAUGAGUCACAGGGUGGGGAGAAGCAACUCGCCAGAGUCCCUGCUCAGCAUCCUCGUCACGGUGCUUUUCCCAGGCUCUUGAUCCCGCUUCCCUUACUCCUUCCUGCCUGCACUUCCUUGCCCACACUGGGAACACAGACCUGACCCGACUCCAGCAACGGGACUCUGCAAAGGAGCUUUUGUCCUGGUGAUGGCCCAAACCUGCUCCGAACUGACCUGCUCGCUUCCACCUCCCCUAAGGCAUCCUCCAAGAGUGAGGGACAGAUCCUGCCCUGCGGCGCUGGGCUCCAGGGCUGAGCCCCGCCAGGGCGGGAGCACAUGGAUCUGCGUGGGCAGGAGCCGGUUCAGCGCCGGGAGGUGGAGAUGCUCUUGGCGAGCGGUUGGGAAUAGCUCCCGGCACCCGUCUGAGCCGAAGCUGGCGCUGGCGGGGCAGGGUGCGGUGCAGCUGGCUCAGCACCCACAGAUGCCGGCGGGCAGCCAGGUCCGGGGGCUGAGUUUCGGUGGGAUUGACUCAGCAGGGAGGGUGAUGGCGGAGCUGUGUUCACCGCACCGUGCUUUGGCACCGCCACGCCCAGCCUCUGCCCCAACCCUGGGAGCUGCUGGGCUGCCCUGGGGGCCGGGAAGGGCUCUGGGUGCUGCAGGGUGAGGAGGGGCAGGAGAAGGGGCGAGUCCCUGCCUCCAAGGACCCUUGGUGGCCCCAUGGUGCACAGGACUGGCUGCGAGGCCACGGGACGUGGAUUUUCCUUCCCCCUCUGCAAUGGGCAUGGUGUAGAGAUGCCUCCAGCGCUCUUUUCCUCGGUGGGAAUGUCCCCUGUUACACUGGGAUGGAGAUCGGUCUCUUCCCAGCAUCCUGGUGGGACUUGAUCUUCCUGGGGACAUCAGGGCUGUGUCCCAGGCUGCCGGCUGGAGUGGGAGCUGCAGCUGGCAAAGCCUCUUGGCCAGAGCUGAGCUCGUGCCCCCACCAGAGACUCAGGAUCCAGCACUUGCAGAGCGAGAAGUCACCCUCCAGGUGCCUGGGUCCCUCCUGGGGACACGUGCAGCCGGCUCCGUGGCAGGGCUGGGGGCUCAGCACUGUGGGUGCAGCCCCCUCGGGGUGCCGACCCCUGGUGCACCCCCGGGCAAUGUGUCUCUGCCCCAUGGUGGGAUGCAGGAGCCCUUGGACACUACUCCCACCCCAAGGGACUCCGAAGCCUUCCAGUACUGUCCCCUGCCUGUGACUAGAAACGGGGUGCCAGGGUUCCCCCCUGCCAUCCCUGCCGCAGCCCUGGCAGCCUGGUCCGUGCAGCAGGAGGCUGCAGAAAUGUCCCCCAUCCCUGGGAACGUGCUCCCCCCGCUGAAUAAUUGCAGGGCUAAAUAUAACCCUGCUGGUGGCCAGCGUCCCUCCGAGGACGCCUGCGCAAAGUCGUUCCAUUCCAGGGGUCCCUGCCACCAGGACCGGGCGCCGCGGUGCCAUGGGGGCCGGUGGGCACCUCUGUCCCCACCCCAGGACCCCACUGCAGGGGCUCAGCUCCUGGCUGAGCUCGGUGGCCCAGAAGAAGGGUGAGAUGCCACUAUGGGGCUGGCUGGGUCCUUUCCUGCUCCCGUAGCCCAAUCCCAGCCCCUUCCCCGGCCGUGGGGCUCGGGGGGCUAUGGUGGGUCCCAGUCCCUGCCCUCCGGGCUGCGCGGGUGGCCAAGCUGGAUCCGAUGUCAGGAGGAGGAGGAGAACGGGAACCGAACAGGUCCCCCCCGGAGCCGCCUGGAGCCCAUGGACACCAUCUUUGUGAAGAACGUGCGGGAGGACGGGCCAGCGCACCAGGCUGGGCUGCGCACCGGGGACCGGUUGGUCAAGGUGAAUGGGGAGAGCAUCAUCGGGAAAACCUACUCACAGGUCAUCGCGCUGAUCCAGAACAGCGACGAUGUGCUGGAGCUCUCCAUCAUGCCCAAGGAUGAGGACAUCCUCCAGCUGGCAUAUUCGCAGGAUGCCUACCUGAAGGGCAACGAGCCGUACUCCGGCGGGGCGCAGAGCAUCCCGGAGCCACCUCCCAUCUGCUACCCGCGGAAGACAUACCCUUUCCAGACCCGGGGUGCCGAGCCCCUCCCGGGCCAGCUGCCGGACCCCCGCACCCACCCGCCCUUGUCCCCGCACGGCACAGCCACGCUCACCAGCACCCAGAGCGACGCGGGCGGCAGCCCCGCGCAUCGCCCCAGCGAGGGUCCCCCCCAGCGCCCCACCGCACCCCACGGGCACCCCGGCUCCUUCUCCCGCACCGGCUGCUCCAGCAACGUCGCAUCCUCUCUGCCCGAGCGCUACGGGAUCCCUCCUGCCGCCUCCUCCUGCUACGGGAGCCCCAAGAACCUCCCGGAGCACCGGACUCACUGCGGCUUCAAGGAGAGUGUUGGGGGGCUGGCGGGGGCUGCGCGGCUGCCCCGGGAGGCAGCGGGCACCCAGCGGGCACCGGGCCGUCAGGAAUGCCAGCAGGCUCUAUCCCGCUGGUUUUGCAGUCAGGAGCCGCGGCGCAGCGCCUCGGAGGAGCGCCGGCGCGCCAUGCCGCCCCGCUACCGCAGCGUGUCCCAGGACCGGCUGGGGGGCUCGGCGGCCGCCCCGCGGGGCUGGCCCCACAGCACCUCGCACGACACCCUGCUCUAUCCCACCCGCGAGGGUUGGGCGCCCCGCGCCCGCUCCGACCACCACCUGGGCAGGUACGGGCGCUCCAUGGAGGCUCUGGAACCCAGUGCCUUGCUCUCCCCUCGCCACGACCGCGGAGUGUGGCCACCUGAGAGGAUCUGCCGGGCUACUGCCGCCACCACCGGGCAACCCAUCCCACACAGCUCCUUUGCGCCUUCCUCCUCCUCAUCAUCGCGGGAGCCAGCGCCCGUGCAGAAGCACCCAUCGCAGCCCAACUUGCAAAGCGUGGAUGAUUCGGGCUAUAUUGGCUACCGGAGCUACAGCCCAUCCUUCCAGCGUCGCACUGGGCUACUGCACGCCCUUUCCUUUCGUGACCCUGCUUUUGGUGGCUUGCCCACCUUCAGCAUCUCGCAGCGGCCGGCCGCAUCGCUCCCAGAGAGGGUCCUCUCUGCCAUCCCAUCGCCCGCUGGCCCCCAACCAGUCCCCACCGCACCCAGGGAGCAGCGUCCGGAGAGCAGCCGAGUGCCCGAGCAGCCGGAGGAGCGGAGGGAAGAGGUGGUUUUGCGGCAGAAGCCACCCACGGGCCGCAAGAUGCCCCCGCCGCUGCGGCAGAUGAACUUUGUCUUCCCCGAGGGGGUGAAGGAGACAGACAUUUGUGACCCCCCACUGCCCGGCGGCAAAGGGGAGAGGCCGGUGGUUGAGCGGCAAGGCCGGCGUGUGGCUCCCUUGGCGGCCCCUGAGGACUCACUGGCAUCCAUCCCCUUCAUUGACGAACCCACCAGCCCCAGCAUCGACCUGAAGGCCAAGCACAUCCCCGCCUCCUCGGUGGUCUCCAGUGCCAUGAACUCGGCGCCUGCCGUUGCCACCAGCCCCUCCUCGCCCACCUUUGCCUUUGCCCUGAACCGGCACUACUCCCAGGACUGCAGCAGCAUUAAGGCCGGCCGCCGCUCAUCCUAUCUCCUGGCCAUCACCACCGAGCGCUCCAAGUCCUGCGAUGACGGUCUGAAUGCGUUUCGGGAUGAGGGGAAGAUUUUAAGGAGGAUGCCCAGCCGGGUCCCCAGCCUCCGCAUGCUGAGGAGCUUCUUCACCGAUGGGUCUCUGGACAGCCUUGGCACGUCCGAAGCCGCCCGCUCCAAAAGACACUCAACCUCCGACCUCUCGGACGUCCCGUUCAGCGCCGUGAGGAAGGAGGGCUGGCUCCACUGCAAGCAGAUCCUCACCAAAAAGGGGAAGAAGGUCGGUGGAGGCAUCCGGCAGUGGAAGCGCGUCUUCGCCGUGCUGCGCACCCACUCGCUGUACCUGUGCAAGGACAGGCGGGAGGCGGUGACCUGCGCCCCGGCCCCAGGUGAGGAGGAGCCGCCAAUCAGCAUCCGAGCGUGCCUGGUGGACAUCUCCUACAGCGAGACCAAGAGGAAGCACGUCUUCCGCCUGACGACCGCUGACUUCUGUGAAUAUCUCUUUCAGGCAGAGGAUCGGGAAGACAUGCUGGCCUGGAUCAAAGUCAUCAGGGAGAACAGCAAGGCUGAGGGCGAGGACCCCGGUUUUGCCAGCCAAGCGCUUAUCAACAAGAAGUUAAACGACUACCGGAAAGUGAGCCCUGCGGGCGCCAAGCCCGACUCCUCGCCCAAGGGCUCUCGCGGGCUGGGGAUCCGAGCCGAGUUCCUGAAGCAGACGGGAACCAGCGCGCCCCGGUCCCCCAGGCAGGAUGCAACCGUCACGAAAGAUGAGAGCAGCUCCCAGAAAGCCCCAUGGGGCAUCAACAUCAUGAAGAAGAACAAGAAAUCCGCCCCUCGAGCCUUCGGUGUGAGGCUGGAGGACUGCCAGCCUGCUCCAGACAACAAGAACAUCCCCUUGAUUGUCGAAGCUUGCUGCAAGAUGGUUGAGGACCGAGGGCUGGAGUAUAUGGGCAUCUAUCGUGUGCCCGGGAACAAUGCGGUGGUGUCCAGCCUGCAGGAGCAGCUCAACAAGGGAGCCACCGAGAUCAACCUGCAGGAUGAGCGGUGGCAGGACCUGAACGUCAUUAGCAGCCUCUUGAAAUCCUUCUUCCGAAAGCUGCCGGAGCCCCUUUUCACUGAUGAUAAAUACAACGACUUUAUCGAAGCCAACCGGAUAGAGGAUGCCAGCGAGAGGAUGAGGACGCUGCGGAAGCUGAUCCGGGACCUGCCGGGUCACUACUACGAGACACUCAAGUUCUUGGUGGGUCACCUGAAGACCAUUGCUGACCACUCGGAGAAGAACAAGAUGGAACCCCGAAACCUGGCUCUGGUGUUUGGCCCCACGUUGGUGCGGACAUCUGAGGACAACAUGACAGACAUGGUGACGCACAUGCCCGACCGCUACAAGAUCGUGGAGACCCUCAUCCAGCACUCAGACUGGUUCUUCAGUGACGAGGACAAAGGCGAGAAGACCCCCGUGGAUGAGAAGGAGGCUCAGUCUGUGCCCAACAUCGAGUACUUGCUCCCCAACAUUGGCCGGACCUCAGCGCCCGGCGAUGCUGCAGGCUCGACGCGCAGCGGCUCCGCUAAACCAAAGGGCACGUGGCCGUCGCGGAAGGCGCCGCCGCACCGGGAGCUCCUCGCCAUCCCCUUCGUCACGGCCGCCGCUCGCAAGAGGAAGAAGAGGAGAGAGGCCGAGGGCAUUGGGAGCAGCACUGACGACGAUGCGGAGCGCAGGGACACCCCGGGCCGGGAGCAGGAGGAUGGGGGCUCCAUGGCCACCCCACCAGCAUCUGGCAAAGCCCCCCGUGGCACCGGCACCGAACCAGCAACCCCCAGCCCAGCCGGAAUGGAGCGGGAGAGCUCCCUGGAGCCCGGGGGUGCCGGGUCUGAUCCUGCGCCGGAUGCUCGCUCCAUCGUGUCGGGCUACUCCACCCUGUCCACCAUGGACCGCAGCCUCUGCUCCGAGGUGCACUCGGUGGCCGGGAGCCGUGGGGAAGAGGCGGAUGAUGAACGCAGCGAGCUCAGCCACAUGGAGACGGACACGGAGAGCCGGGAAGGUGUCCGGACUGGGCAAGCGGAUGGAGGGACCGGAGAUGAGGACAAGGGACCCCUUGGCCGCCCUUCCUUCAACUCCCACCGCCUGAUCCAGUGCGACACGCUGGCCCGCAGGAAGCUGGGGCGACCCCGGCUGGGCAGCGAGACCCCGGCACCCACCGGUGAGGACCAGGGAUGGGUUCCCUUGGGACGACCCUCACUGCGGGAGCAGCUCCGGCAGCGCCUGCGAACCUCAGCUGAUGACAUGGGCGUCCACCUGCGCCGAGCCCACUCCCCGGAGACCCGCCGCAAGAAGAGCAGCUGGCGCCGGCACACGGUGGUGGUGCCCGGUGGCCUCAAGGACCUCAACUUCAACGAGUGGAAGGAGCCGCGGGGGCUGGAGGGGUCCCCGGGACCCUGCCACGACAAGGAUUCGGGGCUCAGCAGCCUCGAGUCCACCAAAGCCCGGCCGCCGGCACAGCCUGGCACUGCCGCCACCACGCCGGGCACCAAGACCCCCCCAGGCAGCCCCGGCCCCCCGGCAACCCUGCGCUUCCCCCAGUGUCUCUGACCCCCCGAGAUGCCCCUGCUGCCGCUCCCCCCUUCCCCGCCAGUGUUUAAUUUAAGGACUCGCCUUCGUUCUUGUAUUUAAUUGUGCUCUGGACAAGCUGCUGUUAUUUAACGAGUCGUCCCCAACGCCGCGGGUGGCUCAAAGCCACCUCGUCCUCCGGACUUCGAGUCCGGUGUCACAGCCUGGCGGUGUCUCACGGUGCCCUGAAGGGACCAGGAGGGUUGGAAGGGGGUCGUGGGGAUGGUCCCCACCCCAGCUGGUGGUGGUCCUGCUGUCCCCCCGCCGUGGCGGUGCGAAGUGCGGGCGCUUCGGCUGCGCUUGUUGGAGCCUUUCCCCACCCUGGGACCCCUCACAGUGCCGUGGGGUGGCUUUGGGGGGUCCCCACGGGGUGGGUGUUUGCACAGGAGCGGGUGUGAUGUUGGGGGACGCUGCUGUCCCCUGUGCUGCCAGGACCCUCCCCAGCCCCGCUCCCCAUCCUGCACCCCGCGGGCCAGAAGCACUUUAGGAAGGGGGUGCAGAACAGCCACCCGGGGGGAUGCACUGGUGGGGGGCAGGGGGACCCCCAGCCUUGGGGUGCAGUGAUCCCUGGCCUCAGGGAUGCAGGGACCCCCCAGCCUUGGGGUGCAGUGACCCAUGUUCUUGAGGACCCCCAGCCUUGGGGUGCAGUCACCCAUGUUCUUGGGAACCCCCAGACUUGGGGUGCAGUCGCCCAUGUUCUUGGGGACCCCCUGCGCUGGGGUGCAGUCACCCAUGUUCUUGGGGACUCCCAGAUUUGGGGUGCAGUCACCCAUGUUCUUGGGGACCCCCAGACUUGGGGUGCAGUGACCCAUGUUCUUGGGGACCUCCAGAUUUGGGGUGCAGUUCGCCCAUGUUCUUGGGAACCUCCAAUCUUGGGGAUGCCGGAACCCCCAUCCUUGGGGAUCAGGGACCCCAAAUCUCGGGGACACAGGGACCCUCAGUUUUGGGGUGCAGGGGGCACACAUGCGCCAUGGGCAGCUGGGGCUGGGGGGGGUCACGUCCCUUCACUGUUUCUCCCUGUCAUUCUCAUGCAUUAUGCAAAUAUUUGCUGUAAAGUUGGGUUUUUUCCCCUUUUUUUUUCCUCUUAUU